AUGGAUUAUAAUCCUUAUCAAAAUUUUGUUGAUCUUCUUCAAAGUCAACAAGAAUCUUCCAUUGGUUUAGAAUCUUCUUCUAUUCUGCCAUUUGGCACUCAAGCUUCUGAAGGUUCUAACUUCGAACAACACAGUCCUGCAACGCGUACACCAAGAAGGGCGUGGACACCAACAGAUGAUGUCGUUCUCAUAAGCUCGUGGCUAAACACGAGUAAAUAUCCCGUUGUAGGGAAUGAGCAACGCUCUGUUGCUUUCUGGAAACGAGUAGCAUCGAACUUCUCGGCAAGCCCCAAGCUAGCAGGCUGUGUAAAAAGAGAGGCAUCUCAAUCCCACAAAAUUUUCUUCAACAACCAUAACAAGAGGUUUACGCUUGAACAUGCUUGGAAGGAGCUCCGCAAUGACCAAAAGUGGUGUGAGCUUUCGACAGUAAAAAAUGAAGGAAUCUCCAAAAAGAAGAAGUGUGAGGAUGGUUUUGAUUCGGCAAGCCCUCAAGCUGCGACUGGGGUCGAUGAGGAAGGAGCCAUUCGUCCCCCGGGUGUUAAGGCAGCAAAAGCCCGGGGUAAGAAGACGAUGGUUGAGGGCAAGGACUUGUCUGACUUUCAGUCUAUGUGGAGCAUCAAGAAGGAGGAUCUGGUGAUGAAGGAAAGGCUCUCCAAGAUGAAGCUACUUGAGAGUCUUAUUGCAAAACAAGUACCGCUAGCUGAUUAUGAAGAAGCUCUGAAGAAGAAGCUCAUAGAUGAGUUGAUGUCUAGUUAG
Messenger RNA from Brassica napus (rape), 756 nucleotides. Its product is annotated as glutathione S-transferase T3-like. The coding region runs from base 1 to 756 and encodes 251 amino acids. The record is from RefSeq and is a predicted model, not a curated record. NCBI's taxonomy places the organism in Eukaryota, Viridiplantae, Streptophyta, Magnoliopsida, Brassicales, Brassicaceae. The transcript has 2 exons.